AUGAAACCUCGCGCGGAUAUGGGACCCACAGGCAAGAAUCCCGUGGGCCUAGUUCAACCUACCGCGCUCCCAAAUUCCUUCGCCUCUGAGCCGACUCGCGACUGGUCGAAGGCACUUGCCCACUGGAGAAACAUCCGUGAGGCAAAGAAGGAUGACAUUUCCGAGUGUAGCACCAAUCUUUCGGCUUUGAACGCACUCAAGGAACACAUCGUGACGGCCCCUGACUUCCCCGAGAAAUCCGAAAUGACCGCGAUGCUUGAGGACCGCCUGUCAGUGGCCAGUAAACGUCUCGCUUCCGCGCAAGAAGAACAUCGGCAAGCAAUCAAAGCCGUCAAGGCAUUCAAGGCCCACACAGUCAGCCCAAAGCAACUGCUGCGCCAAAAUCUUUCCAUGAUGGAUGCAGUCUUGUUGCUACACACUGAAGAUCCCAACAUGACGCUUGGGGAGCUGCGCGAAAAGAUGUUGAACAAUGCAAUACUUGUUUGUUCCAAGACGCUGACGGUCAAGCUCACUAGCUCAGAUAACGAGCCUGUGACCAAGGUCGCGAAAGGCCCCAGCGCUUGUCGUUCUACUGCAACCAAGGACGACGCUCGUCCACUAGAAGACACUACCAACAAGCUAAAGAAGACGGCUCCACACGGAAAGAGUAACUUUUUCGAGCCUCCUUCGAAGCAUACUUCGACGCCUGUCAUCAAGUACAAGUCCGCCCCUGACACACUAGCAGCGCGCAGGACAGCCACUACUACGAAGACCACUAAGGUUUCUGGAUCCAACAGUCAGGUCAAAAAGCAUCACCAUGGAGACGACGAGCCUUCUACAGACGAGCCAGCUACCCGUCCCAGGGCACCUGUCGCCAAGAGGAGCUCCGGACAGGCGUUUGAGGAGACCACCGAUGGGCCCAGGAAGCGACAGUCCACCAACUCGGUUGAGAAGGCUGCUGUCGAAAAGAAGUCGAGCGAAAAUACGAAGCCGGUCGACACGCCUUCCAUGGAGCUUUCCGAGGCUAAGUCGGAGAGACUCAAUGAUUCUGAAUUAACAGAAGUCGUGAUGUCGGAUGCAUCUGUGAAGGCUACUUCUAAGAAGUCCAUCAAGCUUGAUGAUUACCUUGCACAGAAGAAGGCUGAAAAGGUUGAUACUACCCCGGAAGUCCAACACAGCACCAGCGCGACUAAAUUGAAGACCGGCAGUAGUGAUGAAACAGCUCCUGUAGAAGAACACAGAGAUGCUCCCCCAGUCUCCAUUAAAGAAGAGUCACCGCUGGAGGCUGGCUUCGACGUCGCGUCCGCACUUAUGACCUUUAAAGAAGAUGUCAGUGCGGAUGGAGCCAACAAGUCAGAGCAAAGGUCGACAUUAAGUGGAUCCAGUUCCCCGAUAGAGCAACAUGCGGUUCGCAAGCCGGUGGGUAGGAAGGGUGUCCGCAAGCCCGGCGACGCGGGUGUAGCGCUCGUCAUGAAGAAAGACAAGAAGACCAAGAAAGUGUUUUCGCCACCGAAAGCUGAAGAAAAAUCCUUCAUCGUAAACGAUGAUGAACCUCUUGAGGUCGACAUUGACGUUGCCGCGCGAAAGGCACUUGAAAAGCAGGGUCUUGCAACAGACGCCAUUAUGACAGGAACCCGUCGUACUGACAGUGGCUCCCGAUCUCAAAGCGAUCGAGGCCGCAAGCCCACUGCUAGCUCGUCUAGAGGAAAGAAGCAGAAGCGCAAGCGGGCUAAGGACGACGACGACGAGUCAACGCCUGCCAGGAAGAAGAUUAAUCGCAGGGCUGCAGUGCCUAGGGUACGUACCGCAACGUCAGUCUAUUCGGUACCAAGACUAACGAAAACACAAAUGCGCCAUGUCGCUCCUAUUGCAAAUGCCGAUGACAGAACCGUCCGUUCCGUAUUUGUUAGACCCGCUCCUUCGCUUCCCGCUCCAAGUACAGAUAUCGAUACCAUGGAUAUCGACUCUGUACCUGCGCUUACACCUGCGCCUCUCGCCCUAGCCGCCUCAAUCACCUACGGGCCUUGGAGGGCUGUUUGCGGGUCAGACGACGAGUUGUAG
Molecule: messenger RNA, 2040 nt
Organism: Alternaria atra
Lineage: Eukaryota; Fungi; Ascomycota; Dothideomycetes; Pleosporales; Pleosporaceae
Exons: 2
Coding region: 1-2040 (679 amino acids)
Source: RefSeq, a predicted model, not a curated record